AUGGAUACCCUUGUUGCACAAUGCAGUCAUCUAGUGUCGCCAGGAUAUAAAAACUUCAUUCUCUCCAUCUUGAUCAUCUUCGGGAUCCUCUUCUCCUACAUCCCCCAACACCACCGCAUCAUCACCCUCAAAAGCUCCUUCGGAAUCUCCCCGUACUUUGUCCUGCUGGGCACCACGUCCGGCUCGGCGGCCGUGGCCAACGUGGUGUCCCAGGAACAAAGCCUACAGGAUAUGGCCUGCUGCUCGAAUGUCAGCGGAUUCUCCUGUUUCGCAGGCCUCCUGGGGAUCUUCCAGGUGGCAACCCAGUGUCUCUGCUUCUUCACCAUUCUCUUCCUCUUCACCUUUUACUUCCCCAGAGAAUACCCCGAACCCGCGCAAGUCACCCCAGGAUACCCCAAGCCCAGCCGGGGCCCCACCUACCGCACCGCCCUGGUCGUCUGCGCCAUCUGCAUCCUGCACGCAGCCGCCAUGCUGAUCACCACACUCGCCGUCGGUCUGAAGCAGCCCUCCGCCCUCCAGUCCUGGUCCAACUUCUGCGGCAUCCAAGCCGCCGUCCUCGCCUCGAUCCAGUACUUCCCCCAGAUCUGGACCACCCUGCGACUCCGCUGCGUCGGCAGCCUCAGCAUCCCCAUGAUGUGCAUCCAAACACCCGGCAGUCUCGUCUGGGCCGGCAGCCUCGCUGCCAGACUGGGCACCAAGGGCUGGAGCACGUGGGGCGUGCUGAUCGUGACGGCUUGUCUGCAGGGCACGCUGCUGGUGCUGGGCAUAUUCUUCGAAUACCUCGGUCCGAACAAGGGCCAUGCGCACCACGGUGGAAAGGACACGACGCAGGAUGUCGAAGCCGAGGAGGAUGAUGAUGAUGAUGUUGGUGAUGGCGUUGAGGAGGAGGAGCAGCCGUCCGAAGAGACGCCGCUAUUGCGCGAUCGGUGAUUCUGCCAAGCGUAUUGCUGUUUUGGAAGAGCUGGAAUAGUCUCUCCAAUGGUUUCUGAGAGCGUAUAUAUGAUAUAUGUACU
This is a messenger RNA of Aspergillus campestris IBT 28561, 1013 nucleotides long. RefSeq names its product PQ-loop repeat-containing protein. NCBI's taxonomy places the organism in Eukaryota, Fungi, Ascomycota, Eurotiomycetes, Eurotiales, Aspergillaceae. The record is from RefSeq and is a predicted model, not a curated record. Bases 1 to 930 code for a protein of 309 amino acids. The transcript is spliced from 3 exons.